Knipowitschia caucasica is the source of this 348-nucleotide messenger RNA. The record is from the annotation of a GenBank genome assembly. NCBI's taxonomy places the organism in Eukaryota, Metazoa, Chordata, Actinopteri, Gobiiformes, Gobiidae.
AUGUUCAGCAGCGCCAAAGGGACUGCCUGUGACAUGGACGCCAUAAGCCCCAUGAGGCGGAGACACUGCCGCCAUGUGACUCUGGCCCCCAGUCUGAACUGCGAGAGACAACUCUCGAAGGACAUCAGUCUCGCCUUGACCACCAAAGGGGACACUGAGGUGGGAGGCUUCCGUAAAAACUGGAUACGGUACCCCUGCGUCAUGGUAGACACGACCCAUGGGGACGCACCCAUGGCCAUCCAGGCAGUCCGGCGUGUCUCGAUGUCGGGGAAACACGCUGGGUCCAUCCUGGCGUCAGGACUGAGGCGGAGGCUUGGGUCGGCCCUUAGCCUGAAACCCAGAACCUGA